Pelmatolapia mariae (spotted tilapia) is the source of this 6297-nucleotide messenger RNA. RefSeq names its product glycogen synthase kinase 3 alpha a (gene gsk3aa). NCBI's taxonomy places the organism in Eukaryota, Metazoa, Chordata, Actinopteri, Cichliformes, Cichlidae. The transcript has 11 exons. Bases 159 to 1475 code for a protein of 438 amino acids. Gene Ontology annotation, cellular component: nucleus; cytosol; axon. The record is from RefSeq and is a predicted model, not a curated record. Gene Ontology annotation, biological process: negative regulation of canonical Wnt signaling pathway; regulation of neuron projection development; insulin receptor signaling pathway. Gene Ontology annotation, molecular function: protein serine/threonine kinase activity; ATP binding.
GUGUCUAGCAACAGCUAUAAGCCCAGACAGCCGGCGGCAACGGGAGCGGUGUUUCUUGGUGUGUCUUUGGUGUGAUUGUUCGUUGCCGGUUGUUCAUAAGUAAUAGUGGUUUAGCUGAAAAAACGGUGAAACAACAACCCUGACCCCUGCACAGAGAUAUGAGCGGCAGCGGGCGGCCCAGGACCAGCUCGUUUGCUGAGCCGCCAGGUGUUCCAGGAGCCGCUGCUGCGUCCGCCGGAUCAGCCGCUGCCGUGGGGAGCAGCACAGGAAAGACCGGGGUCUCGCAGGCCUCCGGUAGCAGCUCGUCAGGAUGCUCCAACCUUAAGCUUGCCAGAGACAGCGGGAAGGUGACAACAGUCGUGGCCACACCGGGUCAGGGACCGGACCGCCCACAGGAAGUCUCCUACACUGACAUCAAGGUCAUUGGCAAUGGGUCGUUUGGUGUGGUGUACCAAGCUCGCCUCAUCGACACACAGGAGAUGGUGGCCAUCAAAAAGGUUCUGCAGGAUAAGAGGUUCAAGAAUCGGGAACUACAGAUCAUGAGGAAGUUGGACCACUGCAACAUUGUCCGAUUACGUUAUUUCUUCUACUCUAGUGGCGAGAAGAAGGAUGAAGUGUACCUCAACCUCGUGCUGGACUUUGUCCCCGAGACGGUCUACAGGGUUGCCAGGCAUUUUAACAAGGCCAAGAGCAUUAUUCCUAUCAUAUAUGUGAAGGUGUACAUGUACCAGUUGUUUCGCAGUCUGGCUUAUAUCCAUUCCCAAGGUGUGUGUCACAGAGACAUCAAGCCCCAAAACCUGCUCGUCGACCCAGAAACUGCCGUCCUAAAGCUGUGUGACUUUGGCAGCGCAAAGCAGCUUGUCCGGGGUGAACCAAAUGUGUCGUAUAUCUGCUCACGGUACUACCGUGCCCCAGAGCUGAUUUUUGGCGCCACAGACUACACGGCAAACAUCGACAUCUGGUCAGCUGGCUGCGUACUGGCAGAGCUGCUGCUCGGACAGCCCAUAUUCCCCGGCGACAGUGGAGUGGAUCAGCUAGUGGAGAUUAUCAAAGUGUUAGGAACACCAACAAGGGAACAAAUUCGAGAGAUGAAUCCAAACUACACAGAAUUCAAGUUCCCUCAGAUCAAAGCGCAUCCUUGGACCAAGGUGUUUAAACCUCGCACCCCUCCAGAGGCCAUUGCGCUUUGCUCUCGGCUGCUGGAGUACACGCCAGCCUCACGCCUCUCCCCGCUAGAGGCCUGUGCACAUGCCUUCUUCGACGAACUGCGCCAGCCAAACACGCGGCUGCCCAGUGGACGAGAACUGCCGAUGCUCUUCAACUUUAGCACCACAGAGCUGUCGAUCCAGCCUCAGCUGAACUCAAUCCUCAUCCCUCCUCACGCUCGCUCUCACACAGCUGCUUCUGCACACGAUGGUCCCGGUUCAGAUUCAUCUCAACACAGUUCAGUACCAGGAUCUCUCAACAGCAUCUGAAGCAGCUUCUCACCCAUCUGCCUGCAAAGCAUCACCCUGUUUUCUCAGACACACACACACUCUGUGUCCACAGCUGUCCACCGUGCUGCUUUGCUAUCUUCCUCCAUGGUCUGUUUCUGUACAGUAAAUCCACUGAGCAAACCCUUCGUUGUUUAGCUGUCAGGGUCGAAACUACGGCAGGAGAUUGUUACACACACACCGAAUCGUCCCGCUGCUGCUCGGGUGGUUUUAGAAGGUUCAAUAGUCGGGGCUGGUCCUCUGUAUUAUAAGCUUUUGUUAACCAUUUUUUUCCUUUUUGUUUUCUUUGUUUUUAUUUAUUUGGCUAGGUAAAAUCAUUAUAUACUUGUUUUUUCCCCCUCACUUUUAAGAUUAUUUUUUUAUUCAGUGUUUUUAAAUGAGUGCACGCUGCCUGAACAAGACUAGAACUGGGCCCCUUAUCACAGGUCAUCACAGUAGGACUUUUAUUUAACUCAGGAUGGGAGAACAGUUGCAGGGACAUUGACAUUAUUUUAGUCCAGUCCUGUACCUAAGUUACAAGUCAGACCUUCAGCUCUUGUUGUUUUAGCUGCAGAUGGAAGAAAAAAACAGGCCAGUGCCAGAUAAAUGUCAGAGUUUGCCUCGUGUUGGAAACAAGCAUCCCUACAGGUGUGUCUGGUAAAGGAACUAAACGCUUCUCUGACUAAACUAUAUAUACCCAACAAGGAAAGAGUCUUAAUUUUUUUGUGGCUCGAGACCUUUUCUCAGUUUUUAACCAUGUUUUUACUUUUAAAAUUAGGUCCCACAUUGUCGGCCACAGAGGCAUAUUUGUAGGUAAGAGCACUUAAGUGCAACUCGAAAAGAAGGCGUCACUUUUCAGGAAAUUGUUUUAGACCUAUUAGGGUUGGGAAAAAGAAAUGGCCUCCUCAGAAAUGUUUCUAGAUGGCUGGACAGAAGCGUGGCUGCUCGUUCUCCUUCUUCACAGGUAAUUUGGCUGCGUUCGCCUGAUCAUGAAAUGUCAGAAAAGGUUCAGACAGUACUUUUAGUCUUAGAUCAGUGUUGUGAAAGAAGAUUGCAAAAGUUCCCCAUAAUGUGCAAGAGGAGUUGGAGACUUUAUAUUAAAAAAAUGUCUUUUCUUUAAGCAAGCAGAAAAGGAAAACUUUCAGCCUUCCCCAAAGACAUGUUUAAAUUUCAGCCUUCUUUGGAAACGGCUCUGUGUUCUGCUGUUUUAACUAAACCAAAAAUGUAGUUAUUUCUUUACUAUAUUUCCAUAUCUGCUUCCUUUUUAAGAUUAAAUUCUGUGAUAUGAAGUCAGUAAUAUGAACAUAUAAAUUGGUGUUACAGUCUGAAAUUAUUCAGACUUUUAAUGGCUUAAAAACAAGAAGCAGAGAAUUAUCUGAUUGGUCCCUCAUCCAGUUUUUGUAGUUGUGUGGAUAUGAAAGCCUCGAAACUUCAGUUAAAACUUACCAGAAAAAUUGAUUUAGAUGCAAAUCAUGUCCAGAUAUCAGAAAGCUGUUUUUUGGGGGUUUUUUGUUUGUUUUUUUUAAUCCUCCUUGGUUUGGAAAUGUGGCGCUUGAGUAUUUGUCUCACUGUUGAUUAAAGGCAGCAGAGAAACAAAUGAGAGCUCCGGCGAGUUCGUGUUUAUUUAUUAGGUUGUCUUUGGAUGAGAGUUGGAGUUAAUCUGAAGUCGUGGUGAUGGUGCGAGGAUAAAUGGAGCUGGGCUAUCAGCUCAUCAGUGCUGACGUAAGAAGAAGCAUAUCUGUAGGCAAGCAGGGAAAUCCCUUUAAGCUGAGUGUGUGUUUGUGUGUGCGUGCAUAUAUGUGUGUGUGUUGUACUCCUGUGUUCUUGAGGACCAACUCUGAUUUAACCCCCGUGAUGGUGAGGAUGUUCUACCUGUCCUCACUGUAUUGUUUUGGUUUUUUUCUUUAAAUAGUUGGUGCCCAGAGAAUGUAUCGCUGUGUGUUAGUAGAAGUGUGUGUGUCUGUGUGUGUGUGUCUGAGAAUACUCCCACCUACAGUCUGAACAGCCAGUGUUUUAGGAAUAGAGCAGCCAACAAUACUGAUUUUUAGUACGCAGUACAGACCACUUGAAAGUUUGUAGUAUAGUAUAUUUGAUACUAUUGUACCGUUGCCUCCACCUGCUCUUUUCCUCCACCCCACUUUUUUUUUUUUUCCCUUCAAAUUGCUCCACACGUUCACAUUAAUUUUACACGAGGAGAAUCACUCUUCCCCGCCAGCCGCUUCGUUUGUUUGUGGCGGAUUAAAGCCGGCUGCAUCCCCCUUUCUCUGCUGUAAGAGUCCAACCAGCACGUUUGAUCGACUCUGCGGGUCGACGGCGUUCACACGCAGAGCUGUCAGUCUUUUCUGAGGCAAUGAAAAGCUGUGACCAAGCCUGAGGAGAGGACUCAAACGUGGCUGGUUUCAGAAGCCAUUUUACUUCCUAACUCUCCUCCUCUUAUCGCACGUGUAAAUAUCACUGAUUUUUAUUUGUUCCUCUUUUUACUUUUAUUACAGAGUUGUUUAUAUCUUAUUUCCCCUCAUUAAGCUGUCUUAGUUCCUGCAUUUUUGUAAAUAAUUUUUUUCACUAUCCAAAAUGUAAAUACUGCAAAAGUGAAAAGGAAAAAAAAAAACAGCCACUCCUCAUGUUUGUUGACGAUCUUUCUCCCUCCUUCUCUCUCUUGUGUACCAGUGAAACUGUUUAGUAGCUCGUCCUGUCUCUCCUUUAGUCCUCUGUGGACUGACUGACUGCUGAAUGAGCCUCUUAUAAGGGUUCUGUUCCAUAAUGCUCUCUCUCAGCUCACCGAGUGUGAAUAUAAUCAGCUAAUCUGACGCCUGUGAAGGACUGAGCCAUUUAAAAGCAGCAUCCUGGGUUUGAGUCUAUCCCGAGAAGCCAGCCAGUGACGUCAAUAAAUGUGAAAUGUCCAGAACAUUAAACCAUUAAAGUGAGACUUAAGGGGUUUAUUUUUGAUUUAAGUGUGAUUAUAUCUAAAAGAGCUGUUUAUGUACAGGAUGUUCCACUUACUCCCACCUGCACUAAUUCAAUCCUCCAACAGGUCCUUUUCCUGCAGCUUGCCCCAGAAAGAGGAAAAACAUGGACUGUAUAUUUAAUUGGAAAAACAUAAAAAAAGCCAAAGAAAAUCUCUUUGCAGGUUGUGUAGGUCAUAUUUACAGCAGUCAUUACCUUUUGACUGUAGAUGGCGAACACCAGCAAGCCUAACCCUUAUAGCACAGAUAAAGUAAUGCACUCCUUUUCAUUAUUAGGCUAAGUAAUUGCUCCUGUUACUGCUUCACAGGGGGUAGAGUACAAAGUACAAGGAGCUCAUAACAAUUCAGCGAAGGUCAGUGCGCAGUGUAGUUAUUUUAUUCCUCACACUCAAACGCACCACUCUCACUCAUUUCAGUCAUAGAGUUUGGUUUGUUAAGCACAGACUGUAUAUAAAAGAUGGACGUAGCCCCUGAUUCUGAAAAGCGAAGCCAAAGUUCUGGUUGCUUAGAUGGCCCAUCAGUGUAUUUAUCACCUCUUCAUACGUUAGUCAUUAGUAUCCUUCGUUUCAGUCGCUUCAAUCACUCGUCUUGAAGUGUAGUUUAUGUUUUUGGACACGCCCACUUGUCUGUUUUUACUGCAAGUCUCUGAACAUGGAUGGAGAAUAAAUCAGGGCGUGCUUAUUGGUUAACAAGUUGCGAUCUUACUUUUCUUUCAUUUCAGAGUCGGGUCUACCCCCUCACUAUGAUGUCUCGUUACAGAAAGCUAAGAUGGCGACAGUGAAAAUAUCUGCUCAGGGGCUUUACAACAUGCCCUCACUAACCAGUGGGUGACGUGACAGGAGUUGUGUCCAUCUUUUAUUUACAGUCUGUGACAUAAAGUUGAAAGAGUUAACUCUUAGCUUCUCCAGCUGCAGUUGAGAACUUUUAUCAGAGUUCAUAAAGCUCUUUAGUAUUUUUUGUUUAUUUUUAUGUGUGUGGUUGUACUUCCUGUAUUUCUUGCCUUUUAAGUGAAGCAGGUUUAAAAAGCACCUGAGAUUUACAUGUCCUACUGAGUUAUAUGAUGGUGCUUUAUUAGGUGCCUCUGUGUCUCCCAUUAUACGAAAUGUGUCCUUCAGUGUUGGCGCUCUGAGGCUUAACCACAGCUCCAGUUGUCAUCGUCAUAAGGAGCUUGGAGGAGUGUUGGUGACUUUCCAGGAUUAACAGCUUUUCACUUUUGACUUCCACUUGCCUCAAUCUAGGCGUUUAUUAAGCUGCUUGGUUAUGGUUUGUGCUUUUUACCCAGAGCAUCACAACACAGAUGCCAGCAGGUGUGACAAUGCAGUCUUAACUGACGCCUCGGGAUCAGAGCGAGCUUCUCAUUAAUUCUCAUUUUGGAACAGAACUCUUUUUGCUUGUUGUGACAGUUUGCAAAAUAUGAUUACUGUGCAGUAUCGAGAGGAAACGAUCUCACUGGUGUUUAGUUGGGUUAGAGUCCAGCUAGUACUCAACAUGUGGGCAUUUUUGUGUUUAUGCGCUGUGUGGCAUUCAGAAUCGCUGCUAACGAUCACAACAGGGUGGACUUGGGCGCCUGUGUUACGACAGACCUAUCAGGUGUGUGUGGAUGUACAUUACUGACAGUUUCAUGAAGUCUGAAUCUCAGAAAUUGUUCUUAAAUUCUCUGAAAACUCAGAUGUUAAUAUUACCUCCUUUAAAAAAAACUGAUCGCAUCUCUGUUCAUUUUUUAUUUAAUCUGUUUACUUUAGUGUCACUCUAGCCCGUAGACCACUGAGCCUGAGUGAUGGAGGGAGAGGGAGAGAGAAACAAGUCUGUCUCUGUUCUGUGUGCGUACGAUAUGGACUCAUUUACUGUAAUAAAGUGAUGAA